GGGAGAAAUUUCCACCAAAAAAAAAUAAUAUAUAUAUAUAUAUAUAUCCCAACGUCCGUCCACAUAAUGUCCGAACCCGACCGAUUAGAAAAUCACAGAAUAAAAAACUUCAAAAACAAGGGCCGCGAUGUGGAGACUAUGAGGAAACAGAGAAAUGAAAUUACAAUUGAAUUGCGAAAGAAUAAGAGAGAUGAACAUUUGCUAAAGAAAAGAAAUGUGCCACAAGAGGAAGGAUUUGAUGACUCUGAUAUUGAUGGCGAUUACAGAGUGCAAUCGAUCACACUGUCGGGGAUUGUUCAGGGUGCUUCCAGUGACAAUCCAAUGAUACAGCUCAGUGCAGUUCAAGCUGCCAGAAAGUUGCUGUCAAGUGACAGAAAUCCCCCCAUUGAUGACUUGAUCAAUUCGGGAAUCUUGCCAAUCCUUGUUCAAUGCCUUGAAAGAGAUGAAAGUCCUUCCAUCCAGUUUGAAGCAGCAUGGGCAUUGACGAAUAUAGCAUCAGGAACAUCUGCACAAACACAAGCUGUCGUCAAAGCUAAUGCUGUGCCUUAUUUCCUAAGGUUGUUGCACUCACCGCAUCAAAAUGUCUGUGAACAAGCAGUUUGGGCCCUUGGAAACAUAAUAGGUGAUGGUCCCCAGUGUAGAGACUAUGUCAUUAGUCUAGGAGUCAUAAAACCUCUCCUCUCCUUUAUUAAUCCUUCUAUUCCAAUCAGCUUUUUAAGGAAUGUCACAUGGGUAAUUGUCAAUCUCUGCCGAAAUAAAGAUCCUCCUCCACCAGCAGAAACUAUUCAAGAGCUGUUGCCAGCUUUGGGUGUACUAAUACAACACAAUGAUACAAAUAUUCUAGUUGAUACAGUCUGGGCACUGUCGUAUUUGACCGAUGGAGGUAAUGAACAAAUACAGAUGGUGAUAGAUUCUGGUGUAGUACCUCAUCUAAUUCCUCUUCUGAGUUGCCAAGAGGUCAAAGUUCAGACGGCUGCACUGAGAGCUGUGGGUAAUAUAGUAACUGGUACUGAUGAACAAACACAAAUUAUAUUAAACUGUGAUGUGCUCUCCCACUUUCCAAAUCUACUAACCCACCCAAAGGAAAAGAUAAACAAGGAGGCAGUGUGGUUCCUUUCAAAUGUCACAGCUGGAAACCAGCAGCAGGUACAAUCUGUAAUAGAUGCUGGUCUCAUUCCAAUGAUUGUCCAUCAUCUCACCAAAGGAGAUUUUGGGACGCAGAAGGAAGCUGCUUGGGCUAUCAGUAACUUGACUAUCAGUGGGAAAAAAGAACAGGUUGAAUAUCUUGUACAGCAGAAUGUUAUCCCUCCUUUCUGUAAACUGCUUGGUGUGAAGGAUCCUCAGGUCAUUCAAGUUGUUCUUGAUGGCCUCAAUAACAUUUUAAAAGUGGCUGGCUCUGACACAAAUACAUUAGUUGAAAUGAUAGAGGAAUGUGGAGGUCUUGAAAAAAUUGAAGCCCUACAACAACAUGAAAAUGAGGAUAUCUACAAAUUAGCAUAUGAGAUUAUAGACCAUUAUUUUUGCGGAGAUGAGAUUGAUGAAGAUCCCAGUCUUAUUCCUGAAACCACGCCAAGUGGAACUUUCAACUUUGAUCCAACUGCAGACCUUCAGACAAAGGAGUUUAACUUUUAAAUAUAAGUCUUAUGCACAUUCACUUUGAAGGUAUAACAAAGCAGAGGGUUAUUGGUCGCCUUGUAUAAAUCAAAUUAAUGUUUUUGUAAAAAUGUAAAGAAGACGUAGAAUACUGACUUACAAAAAAAUGAGUGCCAAUGUGUGCACGCCAGAUUGAUCUUCCAGUUGGAAAGAAAAAAAGCUGCUUUAUAUCACAGGUUACCAACAGAAGAUUUGCUGUCCUUUGCUGUGUUUUUUUUCUUCAUUAACUGCUGUGGUGCAAUUACUGUGGCAUAUCCAAAACCUUAUGCUGAAAAUUUUCCGGCUGCCAUUUUUUUCAAAGUGAAGCUAUACCUUGAUGUUUUUUUUGAAGAUGAAACAGGGGUAUUGCUAGUGCAGAAAAUUUACAGUCCCAUCAUUUUUCUUUUCUUGUAAAUUUAUUGUAGUGAAAGCCAUAGUACAUACUAUGUAGCUCCUGUGUCUUAACCUAUGUCUCUAUUACUGAGACUGGCAAAACUACCUUGAGAAAAAGCCUAAUACCAUGUUGGUUUUGUGACUGUAUAUAGUCAUAGGAGGCUGGAAUUAUUUGUUUUCUGAGGAGUUGGUCCAGAUUAAUCCACAGUAUCACACUACUCUUAGCAUUUUCUGUGACCACUAUGCUAAUAAUUUUAACAUCUUUGGAAGUUCUUCAUGAACAUAACUGUGCACAAUUUAUUCCACUUUAUCUUAAAGUUGCUGAAACAAGUGUUUUCGGUGACCAUGCACCUCUGAGGAUUCAGAGUUACUUUAGAUGGUCAACAAAACUACAGUAAGAAUUUGAAGUUAUGAUUUUUGGAAAUUGUUUUGAAGAUAGCAAAAAUAAUAUAAAUGAAAUGUGAGCUGCAUUAAUAUUCAGACAUGAAACUACCAUUUCCUAGAAAUUCAGUAUGUUCAAACUACUGCUAAUAAGACUCCCUUCAUAACACAUUUUGCCACUGACUGAAAUGCACUAUGGUAUUUAUAAGUAACUUUUCUGCUGGUGUACAUUUUAGCAAUAUGUUUAGACAGGUGCAAACAGCACCACUGAAAACUGUCCACAGCCAUUUUGAGCUUAGAUGUGUUGCUGCAUGAAAUUGAUGGCAUAUAUAAAGAACUACCCACAUACAGUAUAACAUUUUUUAUAUGAGAUGCCUAAAUUCACUUUUAAUAAUUAAAGGUUGUCAUCAACAUUUAUCUGCAAAAAUGGGGGGUUAGCUGCUGCCACAUAGUUAUGGUUUGAAAAGUCAGAUUAAUGUGGUUGGAUUUUUGUAUUUCCACGCAAUAUAAAAGGAAGCAGUUUAAAAUUCAGUUAAUGUUUUGCUUGGCAAUAUGAAACUAAAUUAAGUUUUUCAGCAAAAAAGUAAAUUAAACGUAUCACUGCAGUUUGCCACUUUUAUUUUAGCCACUUUAAAGAGUUCAGAGUGUUUUACCUUUGAGCAGUAAUUUUUUUGUCAAUAUUUUGUUGAGAUUUUCACACUUACACAAGCAUAAAAGGAGAUAUACAUGAGCCACAUUUACACCACAGCUGUAAAUUUAAGUUUAGUGUUUAACUUGCGGUAUCCUAGUGUUCAGUUAGAAGAUAGAGAUGUCAACCCAUAUUUUCAAAGUAAUGUGCCCAGCUCUGUUAAUUCAAACUUUUCCAGUAAAAAUCAACAUUAGGAUUUCAUGCCACAGGUUUCUGUUCUUCGCCCCUGGUUUCUUGGUCUGAUAUUGGCAAGAACCCACGGUCAAAGAGUGAGGAUCAGCAACGUGAGUACACAAACCGCACAUUCCUGAAAUUGCUCUCCACUCCUAAGCGUGAAUAUUUUAAACGUGAUUGGUGCUAGGAUGAUAACUUUUAAUAGGUGGGUGUCUUUAGCUCUUAUUUAGAUGUCAGAUUUCUUCAGUUGUUGGACAUUGCUUAUUUGAUUCAAAGCUGACUUGUAAGAAAUAGGCAAGUGUAAACUGUGCAGUCAGUUGAUCUUAGCUUGGAGUUUAAAACUCCCACUUCCUGAUGCCAAUAUAAAGUUGAGUGCAAAUCACAGCAGCUUGGACAGGAAUGGAAACGACCGGUAUUGUGUAGUGGUAUGAGAUUCAAAAUGAACAUACUAUGAUGCAGCUUUAAACCUGCAUAAAAAAGAAUUCAAAUAAAUUUCAUGUCUUGAAGUCUCAUUAGCAUGUGUGUUAAAUUGCUGAGGAACUUUCAACUGCUGUAUGUUUUUGAAAUUGUAUGGACUAAAUCACGCUGGUGUAAGUGUCUCAGUUGAAUCCCUAGUCACAUUUGUUUCUCAGUUAUUUCCCUCCCCAUCAAAAAAACAACUAUAGCUGCAGGAGAGAUAGGUUUAAAUCUUGCAAGACUAUAUUCAGUUCAGAUCACUGUGAUCUAAGCUAAAUCAGGUAGCAAAUUUACCUUCUUUGAAAUAUGGCUCAACAUCCACCUAGACUGAUGGGAUGAAAGGCUUCUCUGUCUUUUGACUAUGUGAAAUAAAUUUGAGCAAUCUCAACCCAAUUCCUAACGGGCAUGACCAUGCAGCACAAAAUUGCUCCCAAUUCAACAAUAAAUUGGCAUUAUCUGGUAUGCAAAAUGGCACACUAGUAAGUGAUUUGCGGUUGGGGCUGAAAAGGAGCAUUUCUAUGCAUCUAAUUGUGCUGUAUCUGAUCUGAGAUGCUUGAUGCUGACUCUUGGUAUGCAGUGCUAGCAUUCCUCAUUUUGAUCAGCACAGAAUUCACUGGGGAAGAGGGGAACAAAAUGCAGGGUACAAUCUAAACAACGGAUCAUAAGAUGGUAUCAAUAUGGGUUUUAUAAAAAGUAUUUUUAGUUUUCUCCUAAAGUUGGCUCCUUAGAUUUUAGGUUUGCAAAAAGCUGGAUACCAUGUUAUCUGUUCCAAAAAUCCACUUUCUUACAUUUUCAUUAGAAUCAAGUUGCAGAUCAUUGAAAAUAAAAUUGUUGAAACUUGUU
This is a messenger RNA of Callorhinchus milii (elephant shark), 4567 nucleotides long. RefSeq names its product importin subunit alpha-4-like. Gene Ontology annotation, cellular component: nucleoplasm; nucleus; cytoplasm. Gene Ontology annotation, molecular function: protein binding; nuclear import signal receptor activity. NCBI's taxonomy places the organism in Eukaryota, Metazoa, Chordata, Chondrichthyes, Chimaeriformes, Callorhinchidae. Bases 67 to 1632 code for a protein of 521 amino acids. The record is from RefSeq and is a predicted model, not a curated record. Gene Ontology annotation, biological process: NLS-bearing protein import into nucleus. The transcript has 17 exons.